AUGACCAGCAUGGUUGGAGGACAGAGCGACGACGUCCACCAGUCCGCCGUUCACCAAGCCUCGGCCACAAUGGACGAGUACAAACUCCCGGAAUUGCGCCUGAAGCGCAAGAUGGAUGAUCCGAGCAAGGAGCCGCUCAUCCUCGUGGCCUGCGGGUCCUUCUCUCCCAUCACCUAUCUCCACUUGCGCAUGUUCGAGAUGGCCGGCGACUACGUUAAAUUUAGCACCAACUUUGAGAUGGUGGGGGGUUAUCUCUCUCCGGUAUCGGAUGCCUAUCGCAAGGCGGGCUUGGCCAGUGCGGAGCACCGGGUGGCUAUGUGCCAGCUUGCAGUGGACCAGACGUCCGAUUGGCUGAUGGUCGAUACGUGGGAACCGAUGCAGAAGGAAUACCAGCCCACGGCGCUCGUGCUGGACCACUUCGACCAUGAGAUCAACGUCGUACGGCAGGGUAUCGACGUCGGAGAUGGCACUCGGAAACCGGUGCGGAUUGCCCUGCUGGCCGGGGCAGAUCUGAUCCACACCAUGUCGACGCCGGGUGUGUGGAGCGAGAAGGAUCUCGAUCACAUUUUGGGCAAAUAUGGGUCUUUUAUCGUUGAACGGAGCGGAACCGACAUCGACGAGGCGUUGGCUGCGUUGCAGCCGUGGAAGGACAAUAUCUACGUGAUCCAGCAGCUCAUCCAGAACGACGUCAGCAGCACGAAGAUCCGGCUGUUCCUCCGGCGUGAGAUGAGCGUUCGCUAUCUAAUCCCAGUGCCAGUCAUCCACUACAUCGAGCAGCACCACCUGUACGAAGACGACGGGGCCGCCUCGACCACCGACAAAGGCAAAGGCAAAGGAAAACAGGAAUCCAACCAGUCUGGCUGA
Molecule: messenger RNA, 864 nt
Organism: Aspergillus campestris IBT 28561
Lineage: Eukaryota; Fungi; Ascomycota; Eurotiomycetes; Eurotiales; Aspergillaceae
Product: nicotinamide/nicotinic acid mononucleotide adenylyltransferase
Exons: 3
Coding region: 1-864 (287 amino acids)
Biological process (GO): NAD+ biosynthetic process
Molecular function (GO): nicotinate-nucleotide adenylyltransferase activity; nicotinamide-nucleotide adenylyltransferase activity
Source: RefSeq, a predicted model, not a curated record